AUGACGCGCUACAACAGAGGCAUCGCCGGCGAAAAAGCCGCCGUGCGCGAAGAGCAGCGAGAAGCUGCGCGCCAGCUCGAUGAAGAUGCGUCGCGGAGGAGGCCGAGUCUGGGGGAGGUGGAAACGCCUACUAGUGCUACGGAGGAGAAGAAGACUUGGCUUCCAGGUAAGUUCAUUGUGAAGAAACCUACGAAGGCGGCGUGUGGUAGACUUGUUGUGGAGAGGGAGGAUGCUAUGCCUUUGCGGAUGGAGAGGUGUCUGGAUAUGGCGCCCGUGAAGAAGGGGGCGUUCUUUUAUAUGAGUGCGAGGUAUUGCGAGGAUGUGGUGGAUUGGUGUCGGUUUAGUGAGGAGCAGCAGGGGGCGACGUUUUGA
Messenger RNA from Annulohypoxylon maeteangense, 372 nucleotides. RefSeq lists its product as uncharacterized. The transcript has a single exon. NCBI's taxonomy places the organism in Eukaryota, Fungi, Ascomycota, Sordariomycetes, Xylariales, Hypoxylaceae. The record is from RefSeq and is a predicted model, not a curated record. The coding region runs from base 1 to 372 and encodes 123 amino acids.